Messenger RNA from Dunckerocampus dactyliophorus (ringed pipefish), 5104 nucleotides. RefSeq names its product chondroitin sulfate synthase 1 (gene chsy1). Gene Ontology annotation, cellular component: Golgi cisterna membrane. The transcript has 3 exons. The record is from RefSeq and is a predicted model, not a curated record. Gene Ontology annotation, molecular function: glucuronosyl-N-acetylgalactosaminyl-proteoglycan 4-beta-N-acetylgalactosaminyltransferase activity. Lineage: Eukaryota; Metazoa; Chordata; Actinopteri; Syngnathiformes; Syngnathidae. The coding region runs from base 513 to 2909 and encodes 798 amino acids.
UGGCCUGAUGCUAUUUGCAUAUCUAAUAAGCACCGCUCAGCUGUGCUGUGCUCCUCCCCAUGUAACUGUGGAGACUCGGUUCCCAUCGUUCAUGUUAACAAGCCGUUCAAAAGAACCUGUUCGUUCGCGAACGUCACAACACUACUCACAUUAGCUGAAGGCUUCCAUCGACAGCUCCACAUCCUCAACAUGGCGAGAUAACGAGCAGCACGGCGCCGCUGUUCGAGGCAAAGAGGAAGAAGGCUGGCCGGCGUCGACGGUGGAGGUCAGCGACAUCUUGGCAGUGUUUGCGGGGCUGUGCUGAUCCAGUAGCGGCUUGGGGUAGCCGAUCGUGAUGCUACGUAAGCAGCGCCUCUGUGGCGGGAGCGCGCGCGCGUGAGAGCCAGCUUUUUAGUUCCGUUUUUUUCAUUAUUGUUUUUUUUUCUUUAUUUUUCUUCUUGCGUCGGUUCUUACUCUCCCAACGGAGACAAACAGAGAGGGGCAGCGGUGGGCUGGUGAACUUUUGUGGGGGGAUGGCAGGUCGAAGCCGGAGAGCUUGGUUCAGCGUCCUCUUGGGUCUGGUGCUCGGCUUCACGCUGGCCUCCAGACUCAUCCUGCCCAAGGCCGGCGAGCUCAAGAAAGCCGGACACAAGCGCAAAGCCAACCCGGCCAAAUGUGGCCUCAACGCGGCUCUGGGCAAGGAACACGGCGGCGUCCUGUGGCCGCCUCAAGAUAGUGGAUCGCCAGCCACAGAGACACCGGGAUCCCGCUCCAACAACUUCCUCUUCGUGGGGGUAAUGACCGCCCAGAAGUACCUGAACAACCGGGCCGUGGCCGCGCACAGGACGUGGGCUCAGACCAUUCCGGGACGCGUGGAGUUCUUCUCCAGCGAAGGCUCGGACACCUCCAUCCCCAUCCCCAUCGUGGCUCUGAGGAACGUGGACGACUCAUACCCGCCCCAGAAGAAGUCGUUCAUGAUGCUCAAGUACAUGCACGACCACUACCUGGACAAGUACGAGUGGUUCAUGCGGGCCGACGACGACGUCUACAUCAAGAGCGACAAGCUGGAGAACUUCCUGCGCAGCCUCAACAGCAGCGAGGCUUUGUUCCUGGGGCAGACGGGAAUGGGGGCCCACGACGAACUGGGCAAACUGGCCCUGGAGCCCGGAGAGAACUUCUGCAUGGGUGGCCCGGGGGUCAUCAUGAGCCGCGAGGUCCUGCGGAGGAUGGUGCCUCACAUCCGAGAGUGUCUGCAGGAGAUGUACACCACCCACGAGGACGUGGAGGUGGGCCGCUGCGUGCGCAGGUUUGCGGGGGUGCAAUGCGUCUGGUCAUACGAGAUGCAGCAGCUGUUCUACGAGAACUACGAGCCCAACAAGAAGGGGUACAUCCGAGACCUCCGCAACAGCAAGAUCCACCGGGCCAUCACCCUGCACCCCAACAAGAACCCGCCCUACCAGUACCGCCUGCACAGCUACAUGCUCAGCCGCAAGAUCGCCGACCUGCGCCACAGAACCAUCCGGCUCCACCGCGAGAUCGUCCAGAUGGGGCGCUACGGAGCGGCCGAGCCCGGUCGAGAGGACCUCCAGCUGGGAAUGCCACCCUCCUUCAUGCGCUUCCACCCGCGGCAGAGAGAUGACGUCCUGGAGUGGGAGUUCCUGACCGGAAGGCACCUGUUCUCUGCCUUCGAUGGGCAGCAGCCCCGUCGCGGGAUGGACUCGUCCCAGCGCCAAGCCCUGGACGACAUCAUCAUGCAGGUGAUGGAGAUGAUCAACGCCAACGCUAAAACGCGGGGGCGCGUCAUCGACUUCAAGGAAAUCCAGUACGGCUACCGGCGGGUGAACCCGCUGUACGGCGCCGAGUAUGUCCUGGAUCUGCUGCUACUCUACAAGAAGCACAAAGGAAAGACCAUGACAGUCCCCGUGCGCAGACACGCCUACCUCCAGCAGACCUUCAGCCGGAUCCAGUUCAGAGAGGAAGACGAGAUGGACGCCGAGGCACUGGCGGGACACAUCAACCAGGAGUCGGACUCGCUGUCCUUCUUGUCCAACUCCUUGAAGAUGCUGGUCCCCUUCAAGCUGGCCACGUCCGGUCAGGAGCAGAAGGAAGCGGUGGACAAGAAGAUUAACAUCUUGGUGCCGCUGUCGGGACGCUACAGCGCCUUUGUGCGCUUCAUGGCUAACUUUGAGCGCGUGUGUCUGAUUCCCAAGCAGAACGUCAAGCUGCUGGUCCUGCUCUUCAGCACGGACAACACGGAACACGUCAAACAGGUGGAGCUCAUGCGGGAAUACCAUAUGAAGUACCCCCGCGCCGACAUGGAGAUCAAGCUCGUGGCCGGAUCCUUCUCCAGGGCGCUGGCUCUGGAGCUGGGCUCGUUGCACUUCUCCAACCAUUCCCUGCUCUUUUACUGCGACGUGGACGUGCUCUUCACUGCAGAAUUCCUCAAGCGCUGCCGGACCAACGCGGCCCCGGGGGAGCGCGCCUACUUCCCCGUCAUCUUCAGCCAGUACGACCCCAAAGUGGUCUACGCCGGGAAGGUGCCCGGCAACAACCACUACGUCUUCACCUCCAAGACGGGCCUGUGGAGGAACUACGGCUUUGGCAUCGUCUGCGUCCACAAGGGAGACCUGGUCCAGGUGGGGGGCUUCGACACCUCCAUCCAGGGCUGGGGGCUGGAGGACGUAGAUCUCUUCAACAAGUUCGUGCAGUCGGGUGUGGCGUUGUUCCGCAGCACGGACACGGGCAUCGUGCAUGUGCACCACGCGGUCACCUGCGACCCUAACCUGGAGGCCAAGCAGUACAAGAUGUGUCUGGGAUCCAAGGCAUCCUCGCACGGGUCCACGCAGCAGCUUGCUGAGCUCUGGUUGGACAAGAACGACCACACGCUCCGCAGGCUAGCCGCCAACAACGGCUCGCUUAGGACAGCCUGAGGGGGACGCUCUCCCAUCCCCGUCCCCCCACCGCUGGCCACGCCCGCAAAUAAUUUAUUUUCUGCGUAGAAACUCUUUUUUUAUGAAAACAAAGACGCUUUUAUUGACAGGUGGCGUGUCCAGCCUCAGGAGGCGGGGCCAUCGUUGUGUACCUCAGUGCACCUCGGACACUUGUGAAUGUUUACAUUUCCGCACACACACACACACACAGUUUCUUCUUGUGUGAACAACUGCUGGAUUUGACGUCUAAUUUAUUGUUUUUGUUUUGUGCAAAGAUUGUAACUUCCUGUCACCAAAGACUCUAGUUUGUGUGUGCGUGCGUGCGUGCGUGAGACAGAGUGAACAGUGAAGAAUGUUCUUGUUAAAAACAAAGUGUUGUCCAGGGGUGGUGAAGCCAAGCGAGCAUCCAUCCUGACAGGUACUGAUAUUCCCUGCUGGUCCAGUCUUCCUCAAGUCAAGCAGGAACUUUUUGUGAAAACAUGAAGAUGGACUGAGGUCUUUUUUUAUUAUCUUUUUUUUAUUGUUUUUAAUUUGUCUUUCAACUUUGUCCAAGUGGGAAGUUUUUCUAUUUAAAAAAUAAAAUGGGGGGGAAGUUUUAUAUUUUUGCUGCUUGACUUUUUUUUUCCUCCCUCCUUUCUUCAUCAUUCCAGUUAAUGUUAGACAAAAAACAUGUUUACGUUCAUUGUGAUGAAAGGAAGUCACCUUGCAGGUCUGGAAAUGAAAUAUUAGUAAGAUAUGUUCAAAUGAUUAAGCGCUCAUUAUUAGCCAUCCCUCGCCACAUCGCCGUUUUUCAAAAAUGAAAGAAUAUAUGAUGGCAGUGCAGGUUGGCUGUGGCCUCUGAUGAGGAUUAUGAGUAUUGACAGACAAGUCAUAUGUAGCGUUGCUGUUGGGCUCCAUUAGGGAGUGUCCCUGGGGACGUACUUAAACAUGCAUUUUUUCAUCGGAUAUCGGGUGUAUUUUCAUCCCUAAACAUGUUCGUAGGUAGAUUACUUUAAUUUUAUCAAUGGGAUUUCAAAUUAAAGAUCAGGUCAUGCUUUUUAAUUCAAAAUUUUACAUAUUUGUAACAUUCUUACUUGAGGCAGCGGCUGUCAGUGUGUCCUGCGUCCCUGCAGAGUUGCCGUAGCCUGCGCAGAAGAGUUGCGCAAUGUGGUGUAAACAAAGAAUGAGUGAACAGGUGACUUUGUCUACAGGGCUCUCAUAAUGGUAAAAACCUUAUUUUGAAAGUCAAAUAGGUUUUCUAUGCUCCAACGAAAAGAUUGAAUUUACAAAUAUCGAAUCCUACUUCAGUUUCACUUAUCGCGGUCGGCCGAUUAAUUGAACCAAUUGCCCGCAAUAAAGGACGUAUGACUUCACAAACCCACAAGCGUGACGACAUAAAUUGAAAAGGUCAGAUUGUUCCUUUAUAUUUUAGACAAAGACGUCACGUGACGUUUGUGUGGUCCGUGUGAAGGAGUGGGAGGUCCUGGUUCCCAUGGUCACAAAGCCCCCACUCAAACACGUUCCCCCAUUGCCGUUUGUUUGGUAAUUGCGCCGUGCACGAGUGUGAAGUUUGUGGUUUUAAAGAUACGAAAGUUCAUUUCACUAAUGAAGAACGUUUGCGCUCACACACACAUUACACGCUGAUGUGUAAUGUGGAGACAAAUCUUGAACUGAACUUUACUUUCUUCAAGUAUCUGCUCACAAUUGUUAGCUACACAAAAAGCAGAAGCACCUGAUGUGUUUAUUUUGCUGUUAAGUCCUGAUUACAUUUCCAUUUCACGUCAGAGCGUUGCGAUGAAACAUCUGUCAAUGUUUUGGUACACAGAUUAAAAAAAAAAAAAAAAACAGACGUUGACGUUCAUCAGCUGCACUCGCUGGUUAGCAACCGUUUACGAGAGCGGCGUCAUUGCAAGCUUCCGCUGCCCGCCAGGACCCGGAUGACAAGACGGGACAUGUUAGCGUCUGCGUGCCGGACGCUAACAUAGAAGAGGCGCGUGUCCGAGUCCAGGAGGCUGCGAGCUUCUGUCAGCUGGUGUGUGCAUGGCGGGAUGUCAGAGGGCAAAGGUCAGACAGACCGACCGCCGUCUCUGACGUUCUUUAACCUCAUCCGCCUGACGACGGCCCCCGCCUGCCGGGUCUCCAGGAGCAGGAGCCCCCUCCCUCACCGCUCAGGGGGUUGUAGUCUGGAAUAGAAAAGGUUCUUUUAUUAUUUCCAU